Molecule: messenger RNA, 1438 nt
Organism: Rhinichthys klamathensis goyatoka
Lineage: Eukaryota; Metazoa; Chordata; Actinopteri; Cypriniformes; Leuciscidae
Product: solute carrier family 35 member F4
Exons: 7
Coding region: 151-1410 (419 amino acids)
Source: RefSeq, a predicted model, not a curated record
AAGCUGUUAAACCUUAGAUUUUUAAUCACAGGUGGAUCUGUAGUAAUCUGCACUUAGCAUGGGUUUACUUAAAGCAUAUUACUGGUAUGAGAGAGGGGCUCAGAACCCUGACCUAAGGGUUAGGUUUUUUUUAGGAGAGCACAACAAACAAUGAACAAACUCACAGCCAAGAUAUCUCCUUCCUCCGGACCCCUACCCAUCACACUUCACCUGCCUGCACCAGUAAGUGAGAAGGAUCCCCAGGAACAGAACUUAGUUGAGGAUGAAUCUGAUGCAGAAAGACCAUUUAAACGUUGCUGCACUCGAUGGCCAUUCCGAGCUGUACGGAGGGUGACCUGUGGCCUCAUUUUAGGGGCUUGUGUGGCUGUUUCCUGGGCCUGGGGUACUCACAGUGCUAAAGAAACUCUGAUAAAACAUCCAACCCCUUUCUUUAUCAUUUGGUUCUGUAGCAUCUGGAACAUUCUCUUUUUUCCCUUCUACUAUCUGUGUCAUCUUCUCACGGAGAAACAGAAGCAGUUGCCAACCACCGAGUUCAGAAAAUGUAGUCAAUUCCUGGGUGAAGAACUGACCGUUAGGAUUGUUCUGAAAGGAGCAGCUCCAUUCUCUGUGCUAUGGAGUUUAUCUGGUUAUUUGUACUUAUUGGCGCUUUGCCGCAUAUCCAAAGUGGACGUAAGUGCCGUUCUCUGCUGCAGCCCAGCUUUUACUUUCCUCCUUUCAUGGAUCGGACUCAAGGACCGCUUCAUGGGUGUCAGGGUAGUAGCUGCCGUCCUGUCCAUUACUGGCAUUGUUAUUUUGGUCUAUGGGGAUGGUUUUCACAGCGACUCAAUCACAGGAGUGGCACUGGGAGUUGGCUCAGCUUCAACUUCUGCUUUAUUCAAGGUGCUUUUCAGAAAGCGUGUAGGGAAUGUCCAUCCAGGCCCUGCCAGUGUGUUACUCUCCUGCGUGGGUCUGUGUAGUUUCGUCCUCCACUCCUGGGUGUGUGUAUUACUUUAUUUCACACAUGUGGAAUACUGGCCUCCCUCCCAGCACAUCCCCUGGGAUAAACUCUUUGUCAUGGCUUCUCUACUGCUUGUUUUCAAUGUGCUGGUAAAUCUGGGAGGAAUGUUUACGUACCCCAGUUUAAUUUCUCUGGGAAUUCUCUUGACCAUCCCAGCGAGUGCAGCUGUAGAUACAUUUGUGACCGUAACUCUGCACAUUAGCCAUGUGCGAGCAGCAGCAGCCAGCAUCAUCUCAGCAGGGUAUCUCAUGCUGCAGCUUCCAGAAAACUGGGAUGAGAGCACUUUGCGCUGGCUCAGCACACUGUGGCGUGGAAACUGGCGAGAGGACAGUGUCCUUGGAGAGGAGACUGUAGGGGACCCUGCUGGGAUUGCACGAGCAAAACCCAAACCAGCCAUAUUGGCACUCAGCUGAGACUAUUAUUAGAACAAUUGAGCGUUGG